Messenger RNA from Pleuronectes platessa (European plaice), 548 nucleotides. It is a transcript of the gene rps15a, whose product is annotated as ribosomal protein S15a. Gene Ontology annotation, cellular component: cytosolic small ribosomal subunit; ribosome. The transcript has 5 exons. Gene Ontology annotation, molecular function: structural constituent of ribosome. Gene Ontology annotation, biological process: translation. The record is from RefSeq and is a predicted model, not a curated record. NCBI's taxonomy places the organism in Eukaryota, Metazoa, Chordata, Actinopteri, Pleuronectiformes, Pleuronectidae. The coding region runs from base 118 to 510 and encodes 130 amino acids.
AGUAUUUUCGCGACGGUGUGGCUCAUCUUCGCCUGAGUCCAUCUUGGAUUUUUUUUCCCAUAUUGCAUUGCGGCUUUUUUCUACUUCCUCUUUCCGCCAUAUUGCAGAACCGGCAUCAUGGUGCGCAUGAACGUUCUCGCAGAUGCUCUGAAAUGCAUCAACAAUGCAGAGAAGCGUGGGAAACGCCAGGUCCUCAUCAGGCCCUGCUCCAAGGUUAUUGUGCGCUUCCUCACCGUCAUGAUGAAGCACGGUUACAUUGGCGAGUUUGAGAUCAUUGACGAUCACCGAGCAGGCAAAAUUGUCGUCAAUCUCACUGGCAGGCUGAACAAGUGUGGUGUGAUCAGUCCUCGUUUUGAUCUCCAACUCAAGGACCUUGAGAAGUGGCAGAACAACCUGCUGCCCUCUAGACAGUUUGGAUACAUUGUGCUGACCACCUCGGCUGGCAUCAUGGACCAUGAAGAGGCCAGACGGAAACACACAGGAGGCAAAAUCCUUGGAUUCUUUUUCUAAAAUGUAAAGAACUGCAAAUAAAAAACAACCAAGAGGAA